AUGAUGAUAAACUAAUCAAGUUCUCGCAAACUAUAAAUUUCAAUGAUUAUUUCUUUGCUAUUUCAAUUUAUAAGAAUGAUAAUCUAAUAUUAGAAGUUAGAAAAUCAAUUUGUUAAUUUUUUGAUGAUCAAUUUACUAGCCUAGAUAGUUUUGGAAUUAUUAUGUUUUAAAAAGACAAGCUUUUUUUAAACAGAAUUCAAACUUGCUCUUAUAUUAAUGGAUAUAAUUUUAUUUUAAGUAGAAUCAUUUAUGUAUGGAGUAGAUAAUGGUUAUCAAAAUUAUUUUUAUAUUGUUAUUGUGCAUAAUUUGACAAAUAUGAAGAUUAGCAUUGCUGAUAGUAGAAUAUGGAAGACAAUUAGGAUUUUUUUUUUUAUAAUACUUCUUUUGAGUUUUUCAUACUAAUUGAAUUUAAAUAGUAGCUUAUCACAUGAAAUCAAUUAUUAAUAUAUUGUAAUUGUAAAUUAAAAAUUAUAUUUGCUACUUAUAAUGUGGUUACACUCUUAAAAAAAUACUAUUUAAAUUGUUAAACCUAAUUAAUCAAGUGUGAAUGGAUUCUAAGAUACUCCCUUUGAAACAUUUUAAAAUACAACUAUAAGAUAAACAUAACCAAAAAUAAAUCCAAAAAGAACUAUAAUUAGGGAUUUAAGUUUUAUAAGUACAGAUAAGUAAUAAAAAAUUUAAAUAAAUGAUACUCUCUCUUAAAUUGAUUAUAGUUCAUUAUUUGAUGUACUUUCUGAAGGUGUUAUAAUAGUAUAAUUUGAGAAAUUUGAUAAUAUAACUAACUCAAAACCUAAAAUUGAAUAUUAAAAUUAAAACAGCAAAAAGAUUUUUCAAAAAAACAACCAUGAUUUAUUGAUACUUUUUGAAAAGUUAUCUUGUGAGAUAUUAAUGGAUGAAUCACCACUUCAUUCUAGAGAUUCCUUGUUUUCAUUAUAAAGUCUUAAUUAACAAUAAAUAAAAUAUCUUAAAUCUUCAAAAUUGAAUUUCUUAAAAUAUUUUUCUUAAGAUUAAUAGAUAACUUAAAGACAUACUGAAUAAAGUCAAUCUCCAAGAUUUAGAUCAUUGACUAGUUAAGUAUUAUUAUAUUAAUGAUUUAGCUUAAUACUGUAUAUAAAUGUUUGCUUUAUGUAUUUGGUACAAAAAGAUUUAGAAGAGAAACUACUGAAAAUACAAAUGUAUUGGUAGUUGAAACAAGUUUUGAAAUUGAGAAUACAAAAAGAUCAAUAGAAAUAACUAUAUCAAUUGGAAGUGAAGAUUUAUUAUUUAUAAUUGCAAGAGAUGUUAUUCAUAGAAAAAACAUUAAAGAAUUACUUUAAAUUAAUUAAUCAAAAUCUAAAACUUUAUCUUUUGUAAGUCACGAAUUCAGAUCACCACUAAAUGUAGUUAUUAAUAUAUUAAGUAGACUUAAAGAAUAGCUAAAUAAUUUUGAUUAUAUCUGUUAGAAUAUUUCUAUUGUAUUAGAAAACUCUUACUAUAUGUUAAAUUUAGCAAACGAUUUACUUGAUUUAGCUUAAAUUAAGGCAGAUCAAUUUACUUUAAUAUAAAAAACAUUCAAUUUAACUCAAUUAGGAGAAGAGUGUUUAUAGAUGUUUAAACUUUAAGCAGAAUUAAAAAAUAUUAAAUUGGAUGUUAUAUCAAAUGUGAAAUGCCUACAAAUUAGAACAGAUAGAAAUAGACUUAAACAAAUCUUAGUCAAUCUUAUUGCAAAUGCUCUCAAAUUUACUUAAAAAGGAGCUAUAUCAAUUAAGUUUGUAUAAUAAGGAUUAUUAGUAAAUGCUGGUGUAGAAGACACAGGAGUUGGAAUAUCAUAAAAUAAUUUAACUAAACUCUUUAAAGCAUUUGGUAAAAUUAAAGAGGGACUCUCUGAAAAUUUAAAUGAAUAAGGUGUUGGAUUGGGUUUAUUGAUAAGUAAUAAAUUAGCUUAAUAAUUAUCUUAUGAUAAUACUGGAUUGAAAGUAAUUUCUUAAGAUACUACUUAAGCAAAACAUGGAUCUUACUUUUACUUAACUUUAAAAAUUCAAUAAUUACAUCAUAAGUGUCCUUGUGUUAAGCCCUAAUAAAUAUAUUUAGAAGAUGAUUAUUCACCAUCUUUAAAUGAAAUUCGUUUAAAUAAUUAGAGAUCUUAGAUAUAAUAAUAAUAUUAAAUAAUUAUAAAUAGUGAAAAUUAAAGUAUUUCAGAAUCUAUUGAAGUCAAAAAUGAAAUUUAAGAUAAUAAAAUCCCUUGUAAACAUAUUUUGAUAGUGGAUGAUAAUGUAUUUAAUUAAUAAGUAUUAGAAAUGUAAAUAAAACAAUUGUAAUAUAAUAUUAUAUUAAAUAUAGUACAAGUUCUUAAAUAGACAAAGUUUUUAAUGGAACUGAUGCAUUAGAUUAUAUUUAAUAAAAAAAAUGUUCAGAAUUUUGUUAAGGUUAUGCAGCAAUAUUUAUGGAUAUGGAAAUGCCAGGUUUAAAUGGUAUACAAACUUCAACUUAAAUUCUAAAAACAAAUUUGUAAAUGAAAAUAUUUAUAACUUCUGGAUAUGAUGAAAUUAAAAUGAAAGAAUAAGGUAACAAAAUUGGAAUCAAAGAAUUUUUAGUUAAACCGAUCUCUAAACAAAUAAUAUAAAGAGUUAUUAAAUAAUACAAUCUAUGA
Messenger RNA from Paramecium pentaurelia, 2629 nucleotides. NCBI's taxonomy places the organism in Eukaryota, Ciliophora, Oligohymenophorea, Peniculida, Parameciidae. The record is from the annotation of a GenBank genome assembly.